Cimex lectularius (bed bug) is the source of this 1399-nucleotide messenger RNA. RefSeq lists its product as uncharacterized. The record is from RefSeq and is a predicted model, not a curated record. The coding region runs from base 256 to 1377 and encodes 373 amino acids. The transcript is spliced from 8 exons. NCBI's taxonomy places the organism in Eukaryota, Metazoa, Arthropoda, Insecta, Hemiptera, Cimicidae.
AAGCAGUCUCGUUCCACUAUUGUUUUCAUUUUUUUUUAAAUUUGAUAUCUUAUCUAAAAGGUCUCAGGUGAUAAUUCGCAGCAGUAUUCUAGGAGUGUAUAAAACAAGAACAUUUUAGGUUCUUCUUUUUAGACGACUACCUUCUUUUACUUCUUUACUAAAAACAAGAAUCCUUUUAGGUUUCUUAUCUGUUUGGUGUUCAAAUUGUGUGAGGCCAGUUAGGCGAAUGUUUUGACAGUUUCAGUUCUUUCUGCGAUGGAGCUAUUGAGGAGAAAUUCAAUUCCAGUUCUUCAUGUAAAAGGAACUUAUUAUGAUGUUGGAUAUGACAUAGGCAGAACAUUUGCAAGUCUUAUUCAGACAUACUUGGAAAUAAAUAGUACUUUAAAUAAAAUUUACAUACCAGCGUACAAUACCGAAAGGGGUAGGAAAAUAUACGAGGAGACUCUUUUUGUAGUUGGAAACAAAUACCCUCAUUAUUUAAGAGAACUGGAGGGCACUGCUGAUGGUGCCGGCGUACCAUUUUACAAGCUAUUUUUAUUACACUUGGACGAUAUCAUUUUACCGCCUGAAGGUUGCACAAAUGUAGGGCAAGGCUGUUCAACUGUGAUUGUGAACCAGAAAAAUCAGAAAAUCAUUGGACAUACAGAGGAUGGACUAAAAGAAGCACUGAAUCUUUGUUAUGUAGUGAAUGUUCAUAUAACUGAAUCCUCACCUCAUGAGAUAUUCACAGCUUUUUGUUAUCCAGGCCUUCUUCCUGGAUAUUCGAUGGGCUUUAAUAGCUAUUUUGCAUUCACAAUUAACAUAAUGGUUGUGAAGAACCCUCCUGCUGGAAGAAUACCAAGAACGUUUCUUACACGGGAACUUUUUGCCGCUGACUCUGUCGUUAGGGCUGAAGAGGUGUUGAAAUGCUAUGGAGGCGGAGUUGCGGAUGCUUUUUCAGUCAAUUUAAUGACGCUCAAGAACAAUGUGGAUGAUUGCCUGCUUUACAAUUUUGAAGUCAGCCCGAAGAAUCUACCAUCUAAUUCUUCUAUCGUAGAGAAAAAAAAAAUUGAUAUUGGAGAACAUUUCUUUCAUUGUAACAAGUUUUUGAGGAUAAAAGGAAUCGAGGAAAUAUCGAAUGUGCUGAAAACGAGCAAUGAUCGUCACGAAACUGAAAAACAGCUUCCAAAGGCCGAAGAUCUCAACAGCGUAAUUAAUAUUCUCAGUCAUUCAUCAGCGCCUUCGACAUGUUGCAAUAUUUUCAGAGAUAGAUCAAGCGAGUCUGUCAUAACCCUAGCGACGGCGAUUUUCAAUAGAGCGACUAGGACUUGGAGCAUCUAUAUGGAUAAUCCAGCAUUGACAGAACCAAAUUUAAUUCUACCAAUGAAAUUUUCAUAAAAAAAAUAUUCUAGAAAAAAAA